Messenger RNA from Alternaria postmessia, 1275 nucleotides. RefSeq lists its product as uncharacterized. The coding region runs from base 1 to 1275 and encodes 424 amino acids. Gene Ontology annotation, molecular function: chromatin binding. Gene Ontology annotation, cellular component: pericentric heterochromatin. The transcript has 2 exons. The record is from RefSeq and is a predicted model, not a curated record. Lineage: Eukaryota; Fungi; Ascomycota; Dothideomycetes; Pleosporales; Pleosporaceae. Gene Ontology annotation, biological process: chromatin organization; negative regulation of transcription by RNA polymerase II.
AUGUUGGAUAGAGAACCCAGGGGUGGUCGCGGCUUCCGACGCGGCAAAGGACUGGGUAGAGGCAAGACACAGAUAUGGGAGUGGGAAUCAUACACACCUGGCGCUGAAGUCUACGAACAGCUAUGGCGCGUUCGCAAGGAGCCUGCAAUCGUUACCGCACGGCUUCCUGACGACUGCCCCAUACCGAAUGCGCGAACACGAAUACUCUACCGUCGGCAGACCGAGGAUGCUAUAAAGCGAGAGCGAUACGCUGUAGAGAUAACACACAUCAGCCAACCUGAAAACAGACAUGAUAGCAUUGAUCGCACGGAGGUUGAGGAUGUGGACUUUACACGUAUCAUGCAGUACGUGUCUCCGGCCGAACUGGAGCGCUAUGAAACAGAGCAGUUCAGACUCGAGGCAGAGGCCGAGGCAGUCGCGAUACGCACAGAAGCUGAGGAUCUAGCACGUCGACAACUGCAUAAGAAUACAAAGCUACCAAGCAACAACAGAGGAAGUCGUAUGCUCAGUGGGCUGGAACUUCCCGUCAUUUUGCCCACAAGAGCUAGAGGUAGGCUCAGAAGAAGUCGCGGAAGAGGUAGGAGAAGAACGAGAGAUCUGGUAUUCGAUUCUCGGCAGCUUGAGGAUGAGACACAUGAAGAGUUGGUGGACAGCGAGACUCAUUGCCUAACCGACUACACUAGACAGCCAAUUCAGACAUCUUCCGGUGUGGCCCGUUCAGCCUUUGUUGCCAACAGCGCCCUGCCUGUAUCAUCAAUACCAACGAGACUUUCUACUUCUCUUCCUCAGCAGGGACAUACAGGGCUUUCGGAUCCGAAUAAGGACGUGGGCCUAGCCCGGGCUAGCCGCGAUGCAAAGCCUCUGUCCAACACCUCAGACGACAUGCUUCUACACACACCGCUUCUCUUUGAUCAGUCGUCGACUACAGUGUCUAACUCAGAUGACACUAUACCUGCACAUCCGCCGCCGCAUCACGAAUCCAAUGACGACGUGGACAACGAUACUAUACACAUGCACACAGUGUCGUCAGACAGCCAUUCACUUGAGUAUAGCACGAAAGACGAGGAAGAUGCAGAGGGCGCAGAAGAGUACGUGGUUGAAGCCAUCGUUAAUCACUUUCAGGAGGAUAGGAAGAAGUACUACCUCUUCAAAUGGGAUGGAUAUGAAGAUAGUCACGAUUGGCUUCCCGAAGAAGAUCUUGAGGGUGCGGCGGAUUUGGUCGCUGAAUACAACGAGCGACUUGGAGGCAAAAACAAAAAAGUAAAGUUGAGAUAG